GAAGUUUAAAAUUUCUUCCAGCUGCGAGAAGUGUACAGCCUCGCCAUCUCUUGCGACAUUUCUGAAUCACCCCAGUUCAGAGAGUGCUUCCAGCUACUUGGAUUCCAGUCACGGGAAGAGUUACUGGACAAACUGAAGAAAGUUCUCAGCAUCCUUCAAAACGUCUCAAGCGACUUGCCAGUGAAAGUCUCGCACCUGAAGGACAUACAUCAGGAACUGUCCAGAUAUUACACCGAGAUAGUCAGUGUGGGGAUAAAAGCUGCCGAACAGACAUUGAAAAGUCCAAGUAAAGUUGACAUUGGGAAGAAUAUCAACAGGUAUCAACUGAAAGAGAAACUGCUGGAGUUGUCACGUAAGCCGAAGUCGCUGUCAGGCUACGAAGAGGCAAGGAAGAAGCUGCUGGAUUACUUGGCUGGAACGGUGUUUCCGCAGUUCCUUGUUCCACCAACAAAUACACCAUUCAAUGAAGUCCUCUUCUUCAGUAACUUGGCAGGCGUCAAGAGACAUAUCGUGGGCACGCCAAGAGCUGCUAUACAUAUGGCUCUUAAUAAUCCUCACUAUUAUCUGGAGUGUGAGUGUUGCGAGCUGGACGGAUCGUCCUCCAUCAUUCCUUCGCUGCCUGACAUUUGCAUUGUGUACAAGCUUCAUCUGGAGUGUGGACGUCUCAUCAACAUGUACGACUGGUUGCAAUCUUUUCUUGCCAUCGUGAAUCAUACUGAGUCCGGGGAUGAGCAGAGAGAUGUGCCCCCAGAGAUACAAGCCCGAUUCACACGAGCAGUAGCGGAGUUGCAGUUCCUUGGUUUCAUCAAAACCUCCAAAAAGAAGACUGACCACGUGACAAGACUGACCUGGGGAAGCUCAUGACGCGUCCUCGGCAUCGUGCCAGAUGCAUGUGCGCGUGUUCGUUUCGCG
This is a messenger RNA of Zootermopsis nevadensis, 912 nucleotides long. The record is from RefSeq and is a predicted model, not a curated record. NCBI's taxonomy places the organism in Eukaryota, Metazoa, Arthropoda, Insecta, Blattodea, Termopsidae.